Molecule: messenger RNA, 1881 nt
Organism: Diaporthe batatas
Lineage: Eukaryota; Fungi; Ascomycota; Sordariomycetes; Diaporthales; Diaporthaceae
Exons: 5
Coding region: 1-1881 (626 amino acids)
Molecular function (GO): oxidoreductase activity
Source: RefSeq, a predicted model, not a curated record
AUGCCUCCGGUUAUACCUUCCCCAACUCCCAUCACCGGCGUCAAAGUAGUUGGUGGCAAGCCUGCCCAGCGCCUACCGAUUGAUGUAUUCCGCAUCCAGCAUGAGUUCGCAUUCGCGCUCUACGUCAAGGCCCUUUCUGCAUGGCAGAAAAAUGGCAAUGAGAAGUUUGAUCAGGACAACGUCAACGGAACUAGCUACUUUCAAGUUUCAGGAGUACACGGAGUUCCAUAUGUUGCGUGGCAGAAAGAUCCCACGACCGAGGUAGCCGCAAACGUUGGAUAUUGCACUCAUCGCAGUGUCCUGUUCAUUCCGUGGCAUCGACCGUACAUGAUGCUCUAUGAGCAAAUUAUAUUUGCCUACGCUCAAGAGAUUGUCUCGAAGGCGACUGGCUUCGCCGCUGAUGCGUACAGGACGGCACUCCAAGACGUCCGGCUGCCGUACUGGGAUUGGGCAUCUGAUCCUCAUCUCCCAGCCGUGACUAUGUCCCCAGAUAUUACACUCACUUUCCCAGGGAAGACAUCAGGAUCAAAGGAGAUUCUGCAUCUAUCAGACAAUCCGCUUUAUUCCUACCGAUUCACAUCCCCGUGGGCUAAAACCACCAUGCAAAACCAGAUGCAGUGGCCCUCUACACCCGCCUGGGAAGCAUCCAAGCGCUGUCCGGACGCCAAUGGCAACAACCACCCAGAAAUCGCCAAUGCCCAAAUUGCCGCCGUCGCCAAGACAUUCAAGACAUCUAUCUUCGAUGCGCUGACAAACGUGACCAACUUUGACCAGUUCACAACCCAGGCCUGGAGACCCAAGCAGCCAGUGAAGGCGUACAGCUCGGUGGAGGGGAUGCACAAUACCAUUCACGACUACAUUGGAACCAACAACACUGCCAGCGAGGCAGGGGGGCAGUGGGGCAAUAUGACGGACGUGCAGGCGAGCUCGUUCGACCCGAUCUUCUGGCUACAUCACGUCAACUGCGAUCGGCUCACGGCCCUCUGGCAGGCCGUGAACCCCAACUGCACCAUUGACGAGUACCCCUCCCUGAUGGACCGGUUCGUGAUGCGGAACGGUGCUAUGGAGGGCGGCAAGUCGAGCCUCGAGCCGUGGCACAGGGGCUCGGCGCACUCCAUGGGCGAUUAUUAUGUCGCCAACGACACGAAGGAGUUGAUCAGCACGUUUGACGGCGGGUAUUACUACCCGGAGACACCGCUGGACCUUUUGAAGAAGCCCGACCAGAUGAAGGCAUAUGUCACGCAGCAGGUCUACAAGCUUUAUGCCCCUUCGUCACUCCAGCCGACGGCGCAUAAGCUCGUGGGUAUUGCCCCAACAAGUGGCAAACCCAUUGAAGCCUCUUCCACGAAGGAAAAUAUUACCAGAGACAGCCAUGAAAUCAAACAGUGGAAUGUAUUCCUGCGGGUGAAGAAUUUCGCGCUGACAGGGACCUGGGGGAUCCACGUCUUCCUGGGCAAGGUCCCCGCCUCGUCGGCAGACUGGCUCCUCUCAGAAAACCGCAUCGGGACGGUGACGAUGCUGUCCAACCGUUCCCGGGAGAACUGCGCCAACUGCGUCGCCCAAGCCGAGGAAGGCAUCCUCGUCACCGGCUCCGUGCCCCUGAACGAGGCUCUGGGAGAGCGACAGGUGGAUAUCGGCAACACGGCGGCUGUCGUAGCGUAUCUCAAGGAGAAUCUCUCAUGGAGAGUGGUCAAGGACACGCAAGACAUACCCAUCACGGGUGACUUUGCCCUCGCCGUUGGUGUCUCGGCUCAAUCUUUGUCCAUACCGGGCGCCUUCAGGGAGCUUCCUACCUGGGGACGGUGUGAGGUAUUUCCGGAAGCAACGACUGGGAAGGUCGGUGGACUGAGCGAGCAGAAUCGUGAAGAGUUGAAGUUGUAA